Molecule: messenger RNA, 6923 nt
Organism: Lepisosteus oculatus (spotted gar)
Lineage: Eukaryota; Metazoa; Chordata; Actinopteri; Semionotiformes; Lepisosteidae
Source: RefSeq, a predicted model, not a curated record
CCAACGUGCGCCCCGCCCCCUCGCGCGUCAACCAAGCUUCGGAAAUCCCCGCCUCGGGUGGGUGGGCCUAAACUAAAGCACAGGUCUUCCAUCCAAUGAAGUCUUCGAGCCGGCGCUCAACUGCCAAUGAACGUUCAAGGGACUUGACAGCAUGGUUGGUCGACCAGGUUCCUCUUGUAAAUAAUCUUCACAUUUUGCUGAAAAGGGGUUCUAUUUUUAGAUUGCUUUUAUUUUAUUCCCCUGCUACGUUCUUACCUGGCUCCGAAACCCUGAGAGAAUGUGAGCUCUUAGAAUCACCGUGUUUGGACGCGUCUGUGGCGAGAAGACAGGAGCCCGGUAUAAUUUGUCGACGGACCCCGACCAAUAUUUUGGAUCCUGGUGACAGCAGUUCAGUCAAAAAAAAAACCGUGCCGGCUGAAGAACAGGUAGCUGGUGACAGCGAAGUUAAGGUAAGGCUGGAAGUGCUUCAAAGCGUGAAAGCGGACCGCUGAUCCUGUCUACAACCCGCACCACUAUCUCAGCACAUCGUGUAGCUUUGGUUUCUGGGACCUAUUCCAACCCUCAACUCUUCCCGGAUACACUCCCUGGCAAACAUAAUGUAUUAACCAGUGGACAGCUAAUAAUAUCGGCUCAAUACAGCGGCUAUCCAGGACUUCCUCUAAAAAAAAAAAAAGAAGAAAAAACACCAUUCUCUCUGGUGUCGUUUAGUGGCUCAGCGAGGGGUGAUGUCACUUCGACCGGAGAUGCGCCGGCUUGUCAAAAAAAUGCCCUGGCGAGUUGUCAUUGAUGUGGCGAGUCCGGUUUGGCUCUCGGUUAUUUGUGAAAGGCUCUGUUUUUCCCGAGGGAAUAAAGCCCGAAGCUGAAUGUCUUUGUUACACGUAAUGUCGCAGAGGUCAGCGUUGCGAUGGGAGAGGUGAAUUUAUCUGGAUGGGGUCGGAACGUGUCGACUUACUUUAAAUGACGUCACUGUUGUAUUUCGUACCGCCUGUUAACUAGUAAUGCUCCUUAAUGAAGUCCGAGCCCUACGUGUCGCGCUUUGCCUAGGACAGUCACUGCUGAUUUACAGUAUCAGUGAAACCGACCUCUUUCCGACGGGGAAUCGCUUGUUUCAUCCCCACCCUAUGACAUCCGGACGAAUCGGAUAAUGGUCACUAUAUAACUUACACAGCAUGGGGUUGUUGUCAUGACUAUCGGAGCUAGCUAUGUCACAGGCCUCAGGCACGGCUCGUCACAUUUUGACCUUCUGAAACUCCAUUGCUGGUAUUUUGUCACAGCCUGCUGGCACGUGCUUUGACUCUUGGCUAAUGAAGAAUGCUGAACGACACCCUUCCCUGCUGUCAGGUGGAGAAUGAUCACAGGAUCCCAAUGGAUGUGGACUCCGGUCAGCGAGAGCCAUGCUGACAGACUGCAGAAGGAUGUGGGCAGACCGAUGUCUCCAGGGAACGGCCCCAUGAGCUGUCCGCUCUCUCGUCUUGUCGUUAUUUCCUUUCCCCUGGGCUUUCACCGCGGGCGUCCCCGGCGUUAAUAUGCGCAAAGCCUAGCCGCGUUUCCUCCUCGCCGCCAUGAGUUCGGGCCUGUGGAGUCAGGAGAAGCCCAGCGCCGGCUUCCGCGAGGACCUGCGCUACUACGUCGUGGUGCAGGAGUGCCUGCUGGAGAAGCCCCCCCAGAAGACGCUGAAGAUCCCCCGGGGCAGCAUCGGCCAGACCUGCGUGGAGCGCAACAGCCUGGGCCGGCCGCUGCCCACCGCCAAGGGGAAGAGGAGCCUCCGCAUCCUGGACCAGACCAACGUGGUGCUGAGCAUGGACGAGAAGGACGUGCAGGAGCUGGACGAGAAGCUGGCCGAGCUGCUGUUCGCCAUCACCAACUGCGAGGAGCGCUACGGCCUGUUCCGGAACAAGCCCCGCCUGGACAGGGUCCGCGAGAUCGACUGCGGCGCCAAAGUCCGGGUCCAGCUGCGCUCGGGGGACGACCGGCUGCCCGGGGUGGUGAGGUUCAAGGGGCCCCUCAUCCCAGAGAGCGUCCUGUCUGGAAUCUGGUUCGGAGUGGAGCUACUGGAGGAAGGCCGUGGCCAGGGCUUCACGGAGGGCUCCUACCAGGGCAAGCAGCUCUUCCGCUGCGAGGACGAGUGCGGGGUCUUUGUGGCCGUGGACAAGCUGGAGCUGUGGGAGGACGAGGAGGAGGAGGAGGAAGAGGACGUCGAUCUGGAGACGGACCACGUGGCCCUGGUGGAUCCCUUGGACUCCGACUACCCGCCACUGGGCAUCAGCUCUCGGGUGCUGGUUCACACCAGGGAUGGCCCAGAGCGUGGCACUGUCAUCUUCUGUGACCUGCUGCCUGGGAAAGAGGACCUGGGCUACUACAUGGGAGUGGAUAUGGACAAUCCUAUAGGGAACUGGGACGGGAUUUUUGAAGGGAAGCUUCUGUGCGAUUUUGCGAGCGUGGAACACACUCUUCUCCUCCCUAUUAGUGAUGUCAUACCAGAGUUCCCCAUGCAGGAGCAGCGCCUGCAGAAGCACAGCUUUGCGCCAAGAGGCGGUGGGGGCAGUGACAAGUCCAUCUCCGGCCAAAACAAGCCAAAGACUAAAGGACUAGGUCCCCAGAGUGGAAAUAGAAGCAGGUCUGAAUUUUAUUACACUUUAAAUGGCAGCUCUGUUGACCAUCCUCCACAAUCCAAAUCAAAAAGCACAUGGUACAUUGAUGAAGGUGCCCGUCUCUUGUUUUCUGCCCGUCACUCCGCAGUGGGGGGGGACCCCGCGAAGUCGCUCAUGGACGCGCCCCCCGAGUUCAGUCAGUCCCCUCCGCCCUCGCGGGCCCCGCCCGCCCCCUCGCUGCCCGGCGACAACAAGUUCCACUCGCUGCCCUUCAGCCUGAACAGGAAGAGCGGCUCCAACGGCAGCAUCAGCCACAGCCCGCUGUCCCUGUCCGUCCAGUCGGUCAUGGGGGAUCUGCCCGACCUGCAGCCUGUCCCGGCGCCCCUCCGCAACCAGUACGGGCUGGAGGUGGGCUCGCUGGUGGAGGUGAAGGACAACCCGCCCCUGUGUGGGGUGAUCCGCUGGGUGGGGCAGCCGCCCGGACUGCUGGAGCCCCUGGCCGGCCUAGAACUGGAGGAGGAGUGCCCUGGCUGUACAGACGGCACCUUCAAGGGGACUCGCUACUUCACCUGCCCGCCCAAGAAAGCCCUGUUCGUCAAGCUGAAGAGCUGCAGGCCGGACUCCCGCUUCCCAGCGCAGCCCCAUAACACCAACCCCAUCGAGCGCUGCAACUCCAUAGCCUUCGGAGGGUACCUGAGCGAAGUGGUGCACGAGAACACGCCUCCUCGCACAGAGAACGAGGGGCUGGAGGUCAUGAUUGGCAAGAAGAAGGGGAUUCAGGGCCAUUACAACUCCUGCUACCUAGACUCCACGCUCUUCUGCCUGUUUGCCUUCAGCUCAGUGUUGGACACUGUACUGCUGAGACCUCGGGCCAAGAGUGAUGUGGAGUACUACAGAGAGACUCAGGAAUUGCUGCGCACUGAGAUAGUCAACCCUCUGCGCAUACACGGCUAUGUGUGUGCCACUAAAGUGAUGAAGCUACGGAGGAUCCUGGAGAAGGUGGAGGCUGCUUCUGGGUUCACGUCCGAGGAGAAAGAUCCUGAGGAAUUUCUCAUUAUCCUGUUUCAUCACAUUUUAAGAGUCGACCCCUUGCUGCGAUUGAGGUCUGCAGGACAGAAGGUCCAGGACUGCUACUUCUACCAGAUCUUCAUGGAAAAGAACGAGAAGGUGGGAGUCCCCACGAGCCAGCAGCUGCUGGAGUGGUCCUUCAUUAACAGUGAUCUCAAAUUUGCUGAGGCCCCAUCCUGCCUUAUUAUUCAGAUGCCUCGGUUUGGGAAAGAUUUUAAGAUGUUCAACAAAAUCUUUCCCUCUCUGGAACUCAACAUCACUGAUUUGCUUGAAGACACUCCUCGGGAAUGCCGAAUCUGUGGGGGUCUGGCCUUCUUUGAGUGCAGAGAGUGCUACGAAGACCCUGACAUCACAGCUGGGAAGAUCAAGCAGUUUUGUGAGAAGUGCAACAUGCAGGUGCACCUCCACCCGCGGCGCAGAUCCCACCGGCAGGGGGCGCUGUCUGUGCCCAAGGAGCUGCAGGAGGGGGGCCGGCAGGGGGGCUUCCCCCGGCAGAGGAUGGAGCUGUUUGCUGUGCUCUGCAUCGAGACCAGUCACUACGUGGCCUUUGUCAAGUACGGCGCCGCCGACUCUGCUUGGCUCUUCUUCGACAGUAUGGCUGACCGUGACGGAGGGCAGAAUGGCUUCAAUAUCCCACAAGUGACGCCCUGCCCAGAGGUGGGUGCAUACCUGAAGAUGAGCCCGGAGGAGCUCCAUGCUCUGGACCCCAAGAGCAUCCAGGGGUUUGCGCGCAGGCUGCUAUGCGAUGCCUACAUGUGCAUGUACCAGAGCCCCACCAUGAGCCUGUACAAAUAGAGCACCCUACUUCCGCCCGCGACGCGCAGACCCCACUGGCGCCGCCGCCCUGACCUCAGCAACAGCUCGCAAGUACUUACAAAAAGCCCCGGAUGGCAAGCCUAGUGCACUGCGCAUCUGUUCCAAGUGGCGUUUUCGUGUUUUUAAUCUGUGGCGAACAGAAAAAAUGUGAUUUGUAGAUUUCUCGUCUCGCAGAGCAGCAGCAGUACUGCAUCUGUUCAUGGAAGCGUCAGGAAGUGGCUUCACUCCAGGCUGCUGCAAGCAAAGCAUGUUUAGGAGGCUAAUGAGUAUUCGCACUGGUGGAAUAAAAAAAAAAACGGACCUAAUGGGAAACGAGUAAGCGUCGCUUUGCUCUCUCGGCGGGUCUCAUCCCACCACAAGGUCGCUGGCGAAUUGGGCAGGGUGUGAACUUCGAACUGCAAGGCCACAUCGAAAGCUUUUGAUAACACUUCCAAAGGGUGUUUUUUGUUGUUUUGUUUCUUUGUUUUCAGCAGGGUGAGGGUGGGGAAGCUUUUUUUAAAAAAAAAAAAAUAAAACCAUUGGCUGAAGAAUAUAAAGACUUUUUCCCAUUUGUCUAACUCCAGUAGCAGUGUAGGUGUGUGUGAGCCUACGAUGUGCAAUAUGGAAGUGAUGAGCACUCCAGGUGUGGUGCAGAGGUGGGAGUGCAGGGAACAGCUGUGUGGGAGAGAACAGCUGGAGAGCCAGCAGAGGGAGGUGCUCAUGUUCUUUUUAUCCCUGAUCAAGCCGUGGGGCGAGGGGGCAUUGGUUAAAAAGCAGGUGUAUGAAGUAAGAGUGAGAUGACGGCACUGCAAAAAUUAAUUUAAACUUUAAAGAUGGAAAUUUAUUCCUGCUAUUUUUUUAAUAGAAGCAGAAUCUAUAUAUUAUGAUUGUUUGGUCAAUGCACUGUUCACAGAUUUUAGGGCUGAACCAUUACGUUAUGAUAAGAAAGAUAAAAUGCAAACGAGGACGACAGUGGGCACCUGCCAGCCCAUGAAAGAUCAAAGACUAGGAAUUUAUAAAAAGAAAAUUGUCUAUGACAAGAUCUACAUUACUGCUCUGUUUACUCCUUAAUACCACUCUUAAUUAAGAGUCCAGCUUGGUUUAGCUGGAUCAAGCUAAAGUUUAGAAAGGAAAUUAGGACCUUAUUCCCAGAAGAAAUAAGGGGUUCCACUAUUUAACUGGUCCCAAAUAUAAAGACAGCAUUUUCCCCUUACCAUAUUUGUUACUUUAGAUCCUUACAUUUGUAUGUAGGUCAUUUUUUUUGUAACAACAUGAAUGUAGAAUUAAGGUUCAAUAUGUGUUAGGUUAUGAUAUUUAUUAUAUGUGUGUUAUGAUACACAUAUGUGCCACAUGUGUUAUAAACAUGUUAAGUGUUUAUAUUGCUGCAGUGUGCUAUGGCUCUGAAUGCAUUUCAAGCUCAUUAAGAACGGAAGUUUGAAACAAUAUUUCUGUUCACAGAAAACUCAUCCACAAGAGGCAAUCUACAGUAUGGGAUAAAUAGCAUAAAAUUACGGUUGGCAUUCAAGUGGUUAGUGUGGUGCUAUCAUUGCAAACUAAUUAAGCAGGUAACAAUAAUACCAUAUUAAGGGAGUACAAACAAGUAAACAACUCAGACCAAAGUAUGAGGCUUAAUUAAUGUGCUUGAAUAUAAUUAUACAGAGUGCAUUCUUCCUUGAUAAAUAUAGCCUUAAAAUAACGGAAGGGUUAUCCUCAGCAGAGCGUAUAGCACAGAAAACAGGAAAUGCCUCACAGUCCUGAUUAUUAUUUGCCACAUUUAAAGCAGAGACGAUGAGUCCUGAACCACCACAGCCUAUUUCCAGCACACAUUGGAAACCAGUGUUCUGCAAUAGUGGCAGACCUUCGUUUAUGAAUUUAGUUUUUCCCCACUGUGAUGUCACAGAUACCUCUGCUAACACCCCUACGUGCAUAAGAAAAUAAAUUACAGAACCAUUAGUCCACGUACUGUUGAGUGUUGAGGGCCUAUGCAGUAAAUUUGGAUCCUGGGAGUCUGCAGCUUUUUUUUGUGUAGUAUUUAAAAUAUGCAUUUUACAUAGGAAAAAGGGACACUUGAAAAUGAGCUCCCACUAAAGGGGGCAAAGGAUAGAUAUAUAGCAGACCAUGUCUUUUUAAAGUAAUUAUGGAGAACCUAAACUGCUGUCUGUGGUUAGGAAGGAGAGCAGUGCAGAUGUUUGUAAGGUGGUGAGGACUUUUGUCUUGAAAUUAUCUUCAUGGGUUCCUUCGACCUUCAAUGUGAUGUAACUGUAAAACCGAUUAUUGUGUAAACGACUGUGUAGCAUCAUGUUUGUCACCUGUAAAUACAAGGGACAGAGUGAUCUUACAGCUUCUCGGUGAGCUGCAGAGGAGUGUCUUGUGUAUCUGUACAAUUUUAAAUGUACACUGUUAAUUUAGAUGUCUCUCUCAGUGCUGUUCUUAAACAUUAACUGAAUUAAACCCCAUUUUUGAAAGAAA